Penicillium vulpinum is the source of this 1533-nucleotide messenger RNA. RefSeq names its product putative MFS transporter. Gene Ontology annotation, molecular function: transmembrane transporter activity. The coding region runs from base 1 to 1533 and encodes 510 amino acids. The record is from RefSeq and is a predicted model, not a curated record. Gene Ontology annotation, cellular component: membrane. NCBI's taxonomy places the organism in Eukaryota, Fungi, Ascomycota, Eurotiomycetes, Eurotiales, Aspergillaceae. Gene Ontology annotation, biological process: transmembrane transport. The transcript is spliced from 3 exons.
AUGGUCGGAGCUGAAAAUGCUAUCAGUGAGGCGGAGUUGGGGAUGAAGAUGGACUUGAGCCAUGAGGAAGUUGUCCAUAUGACAGAGUUGUCUGAGGAAGAUAAAGUUAUCGAGAAGGCACUGCGUAGACGCAUUGAUGCCCUGAUUAUGCCACUGGCUAUUCUGGUCUAUCUGAUGAAUUAUAUUGAUCGCAACAAUUAUGCCGCAGCGAAACUCCAGGGCCUUGAAGAGGACCUCAACCUCGAUGAUACCAAAUACCAAACCGGCCUCUCUAUUCUCUUCGUUGGAUACAUUCUCAUGCAGGUACCUUCAAACAUGCUUCUGAACUACAUGGGCCGACCAUCCCUGUACAUCGGGUUCUUCGUCACCGCUUGGGGGCUGGUAUCGACAUUGACAAGUCAAGUUACAAGCUAUGGAGGAAUUGUGGCCUGUCGAUUCAUUCUAGGUCUGGUUGAAGCACCAUUCUUCUGCGCUAUUCUCUUCUAUCUAUCCAAAUGGUAUACAAAGAAAGAACUGGCUUUCCGUAUGAGUAUCUUCUACUCCGGCUCCCUGCUGAGUGGCGCUUUCGGAAAUCUCAUUGCCGCUGGUAUUCUCAACGGUCUUAAAGGCCAACGAGGACUUACGGCAUGGCAAUGGCUUUAUAUUAUCGAAGGUUCCAUCACCUGUGCCAUCGGACUGGUCAUUUGCUUCGUUCUACCCGACUUUCCGGAGACAUGGAAACUUCUGGACCCGGAGAUGCGCCGAGUUGCCCAGCGACGUCUGGCCAUUGAGGCUGGCCAGUCCGAUGUGGAUGAAGGGGGUGGCAAAACACAGGUGGAGGGAUUCAAACUCGCAAUGACCGACAUCAAAACAUAUGCAUUCGCCCUGGCAUAUAUGUGCAUCACCGGAGCUUCAGGUUUCCAGAACUUCUUCCCGACAUUGGUGAAGACUCUCGAGUUGCCCGAAACCAUCACUCUGGUGCUGGUGGCACCCCCAUAUCUCUUCAUGGUUGUAUAUUCCCUUUGCCACUCUGUGGCUUCUGAUAAGCUGGAGAAGAGGUUCUGGUUCUUCAUUUACCCGAUCCCGAUCACUAUCAUUGGAUUUGUCAUCUUCAUGACAACCAACUCUUUUGGACCACGCUACUUCUCGUUCUUCUUGAUGGUCUUCGUCUUCGCCCAGAAUGGAACUCUAUACUCUUGGCUGGCGAGCUCCAUUCCUCGUCCACCGGCCAAGCGCGCUGUGGCCUUCGCAUUUUUCAACUCAGUUGGAAACAGCGCUUCAAUUUGGACCCCUUACACAUAUUUUGAAAGGGAAAAACCUCAUUACAUCACGGCAAUGGGUGUUUGCAUUGCGCUGCAGAUCGUUGGUGGCCUUGCAGCCACCUUCUUAUACUUCAAUUUGAAAAUGCUCAACAAACGCCAGGAGCGUAUAGAGAAUGAGGAGGUGCAGCUUAGUGAGAAGGAUAUUCGUCGGUUGCAGGUUACUGCUGAUAUUGAGGGAAUUGAUAUUGCCGCUGCUAGACGGCUGCAGAAGGGAUUCCGUUAUGUAUUGUAA